Messenger RNA from Prorocentrum cordatum, 2095 nucleotides. The record is from the annotation of a GenBank genome assembly. NCBI's taxonomy places the organism in Eukaryota, Dinophyceae, Prorocentrales, Prorocentraceae.
GUCCACCAGCCCUUGGCGCUGAGGGUGCGGCCGGCCUCGGCAUCGUGCCCGCGGAGCCUCCGCUAGUGCUGCCAGAGCGCAGCCCUGAGGAGCAGGCGGUGCUGGACCUGGUGAAGGGGGUGUCUCUGGCGCCUGGGCUUGGUCAUUUGCCGCCUGCUACGGGUGGGUGGCAGCGCGUGUCUGGCAGCGGGCUCAGCGACGCAGACUUCGGCACCGACGGUAAGGAUAAGUGCCUGUGUGCUCCUGGGGUUGCGCUCGUCAGCCGCAGUGGAGAGUUGGCCGUGCUCGUUGACGGUGCGGGGCCGGCCUCCGUGUCAUCGCCUGAGCUGGGCGCCAGGAUCCUUGAGAUCUCGCGUGACAAGCUGGGCAAGCGCCACAAGGAUGUGAAGGGGGCCAUCGCUUGCUGCGCCGAGAGCGCGUGGGACAGUUGGCCGUUGACGGGGUCUCGCACUGUGACGCGGUGCAUCACCUUCAUUGUCCAGACCAACGGUCGCCCAAUAACCAGGCACGCGUGGUGGAAGCACGCGUGCCGGCUCACGAGUGGUGACCCAGGUGCGUCUGACCAUGAGACGGCCAUGAAGGGUCUAGAGUACAUGCUCAAUCAUGAUCAGUUGAGUGCGCCCCAGCUCGUGUUUGCGGAGCUCGUCCUUCGGAGGGCGCAGCUGGCUGAGUUUAGGCGCCGCCACUUGCUCUUGCGACCCGACGAAUUCGGGGGCGAUCUGGCCAGCGACGAGUCCCUCUACCUCGGCUUGGGAGAGACCAGGGGGCAGAUCAUACUGCGCCCAGCCUUGGAAGAGCAUGUUGCCGCUGAGCUCCUCGGGGGGAUCACGGUGGCCAAGGAGAGGCGCAAGCUCCGCGAGGAGCGGCAGUUGGCUCGCUCGUCUCCAGCCCUGGUUCCCAGCCAGGCGGCCGCUGCUGCCGUCGUCGCAGGUGCCGGCCCGCUGCGCUCGCUGACGGGCGCCCCCGCUAACCCGAAGUCCAAGGCGAAGGUUGAGGGCGGGGGCGACGAGGCCACGGCGGGCCCCGCCGCCGCGCCCGAGGCGCUCGCGCGGGGCGACCGGGGCCCGUCUGACUCCAUCGGGCUACCUGCGAAGCCUUAUUCCGACCCCGCCCUCAUCAGGGUUGCGGUGAUGCGCGCGAAGCUGAUCGCCGAUAUACAUUCCCUUGGAUUGUGCUCUCUUCGGGCCCGCAAGGGUUCAACUGUCGGCGUAUUUUUCUUCGGGGAGAAGAAUGGCGAGCAACGUGCGAUUCUGAAUGCCAGGCUAGUGGACGCACCAGUCCAGGUCGCGCAGCGCACCGUCCUUCCCACGCCGGGUGCGUGGGCGAGCGUGGAGCUGCAGCCGGAGGGCGAGCUGGUGUCCUCACGGAUGGAUGUGGAGCGUGCUUUCUACCGCAUCCGUGCGCCUCCUGCGGUGUCCGACCACUUUGUGCUGCCUCGGGUUUCUGGUCGGCUGACUCGUCAACUGGCACCUGGAUUUGAUAUCUCGGAUGCCGAUUGGAUCAGCCCGCAUCUCGAGGUGAUGGCCAUCGGGCGGUCUUGGGCGCUACACUUUGGCCGACAGAUGGUGGCGGCCUCAGUUCAGAAGGUGGGCGCCCCCACCUUUCAGUUCUUCAGGGGCAAGAGGCCAGCUCCCGAUGUGACAGAGUCGAGGGUUGCGGCCGCCGUCUAUGUCGACAACGCGGCGACCACCGGCGCGGGCGAGAAGCGGGCUGCAGUCGCGGCGGACGUGGAGUUCAGGCAGCUGGAGGCCGACGGGCUGGAUUGCAAGACGAUCGAGCAUGGGCCCGACGUCGCGCGCUUCGCGGGCUUGGACCCGCGCCGCGCCACGGGCCGCAUCUCUGUCGGCCGCGCGAGGUGCUGGGAGGUCAGGCUCGCCAUGUCGCGCGUUAUAGCGGCGGGCCUGGAACGGGCGCCGCUCUGGCCAUCCGUUAGGCGCGAGCUCGAGCGGGUGAUCUCACUGCUCCCGCUGGCCCACGCUGACGCCGGGCUGCCCUGGUCCAGCUGCGUCGCCGGCGCCGACUCCGAGGGUUCCAACCUCGUCGACAACGGGGGCUUUGGCGUCGCGCGGAAGUUCCCGGGCGCGGAGCAGGCUCG